AUGACAGGUCAGAGACUCACUGAAGUCCUCAAGCAGAUGAUGAUGGAGGAAGAGGAGGACAGAGUAGAGUCUACAGGAUCCAGCUUUCCAUCUGUGACCACUGACCGGUCCAAAGGUCAACCUCCAGACUUCAGUGAUGAGCCAACGAGAUUAAACAUGGGAAUGUGCACAGAUGACAUAGAUUGUAACAAGAUUUACCCUGUGACUGAACAUUCCAUAUCAAAUCGCAUCGCACUGCUGAUCAAUAUUAGACAUUUUUAUGAUCUGAAAUCAAACCGACACGGUGCUGAGUAUGACGCACAAGCCAUGCUCAACCUGCUCUAUAAUCUGGGCUAUGCAGUGGUAUAUUAUCAAGACCUGACUGCACAGGAGAUUGAUGAGGCUCUAAUUCGUUUCUCCAAGCAUCGAAAGCUCUUUAACACAGACAGUGUGUUUGUGGUUCUCAUGUCUCAUGGCGACUUGGGAACUAUCCGAGGAUCUGACCUGAAGAACUUUGAAAUUGAUAAAAUUUAUGAGCGCUUAAACACGAAGAACUGCCCUGCACUAAUGAACAAACCAAAGGUCAUAAUCAUUCAGGCCUGUAGAGGAGGUGAUUAUCAUCUAACACCUAUUCAUGAUAUUGAAGAACUAUUCAAAAAGGUCAUGCAACAGUUUGAAGAUUUCCCCUCUGAACAGAGGCAGAUGCCAACCAAAGAGAGAGACACUCUGACAAAACACUUCUACCUAUUUCCAGGGUCGAACCUGCUGGGGGCCAAUGGUUGA
This is a messenger RNA of Pelmatolapia mariae (spotted tilapia), 762 nucleotides long. Its product is annotated as caspase-12-like. The record is from RefSeq and is a predicted model, not a curated record. The transcript has 9 exons. The coding region runs from base 1 to 762 and encodes 253 amino acids. Lineage: Eukaryota; Metazoa; Chordata; Actinopteri; Cichliformes; Cichlidae. Gene Ontology annotation, molecular function: cysteine-type endopeptidase activity. Gene Ontology annotation, biological process: regulation of inflammatory response; proteolysis. Gene Ontology annotation, cellular component: NLRP3 inflammasome complex; AIM2 inflammasome complex; IPAF inflammasome complex.